Molecule: messenger RNA, 1908 nt
Organism: Fraxinus pennsylvanica
Lineage: Eukaryota; Viridiplantae; Streptophyta; Magnoliopsida; Lamiales; Oleaceae
Source: the annotation of a GenBank genome assembly
AUGUCCUGUGACUUGGAUAGCGCUGUUCAGACCCAGAUGGCUGUGGCACUUUUCAAGAGUCCGCUUGGUAGCAGGGAGUACCAUGGAACCAAUAGGACCGAAGGGAAACCAACAGGAAGGAGACGUGUUUUUGUGCAAACUGAGACAGGUUGUGUUCUAGGAAUGGAGUUAGACCGGAGUGACAAUGCAAAUACCGUGAAGAGGAGGUUGCAGCUUGCCCUGAACUUUCCCGCUGAGGAAAGUUGUUUGACAUUUGGUGAUAUGGUGUUGAAAAAUGACCUCAGUGCCGUUCGAAAUGACUCCCCACUUCUUCUGAGACGGAAUGUAAUGCACAGAAGCUCUUCAACUCCCUGUCUGUCUCCCACUGGUAAAGACAUCCAACAGAAGGAUCAGAGUGGCCCUAUAGAGGUAUUGGGGCACUCGAAUUGCUUCGCCAAGACCAAACAGCUUGUUGAGGAAAUUGUCAAGGCAAUGAAGAAUGGAGUUGAUCCACUCCCUGUUCGCAGUGGCCUAGGAGGGGCUUAUUAUUUCAGAAACAUUAGAAGUGAGACUGUCGCCAUUGUGAAGCCUACAGAUGAAGAACCUUUUGCACCAAACAAUCCGAAGGGCUUUGUUGGCAAAGCUCUUGGGCAACCAGGCUUAAAACGUACAGUGAGGGUUGGAGAAACGGGAUACAGAGAAGUGGCUGCUUAUCUUCUUGACUAUGAACAUUUCGCGAAUGUGCCACCCACGGCAUUAGUGAAAAUCACCCACUCGAUCUUCAAUGUUAAUGGUGUGAAUGGUAACAAGCCUCAGAGCAAGAAGCUUGUCAGCAAGAUUGCAUCCUUUCAACAGUUCAUUUCACACGAUUUUGAUGCCAGCGAUCAUGGAACCUCAAGUUUCCCUGUUUCUUCCGUGCAUCGCAUCGGGAUAUUAGACAUUAGGAUUCUUAACACAGACAGGCAUGCGGGUAAUCUUUUAGUUAGGAAGCUUGAUGGUGUUGGGAGGUUUGGUCAAGUGGAACUUAUUCCUAUUGAUCAUGGCCUCUGCUUGCCUGAGAGUUUGGAAGAUCCGUAUUUUGAGUGGAUUCAUUGGCCUCAAGCUUCAAUACCAUUCUCAGAUGAUGAGCUUGAGUAUAUAGAAAAUCUUGAUCCUAUUCAGGACUCAGAGAUGCUGCGAAGAGAGCUCCCGAUGAUUCGUGAGGCUUGUCUACGUGCCCUGGUCCUCUGUACAAUUUUCCUUAAAGAAGCUGCUGCUUAUGGGCUUUGCCUUGCUGAUAUAGGUGAGAUGAUGAGUAGGGAAUUCCACAAUGGUGAGGAGGAACCUAGUGAGCUUGAGGUUAUAUGCAUCGAGGCAAGAUGGCUGAUUGCCGAGGACAUGACCCCCAAGGCUGAAGCUGAUGGUGAGGAAUUUCAAUUUGAUAUAGAUUACGAAGAUGUUGGAUCUGACUUCACCCCAAAAUUGGCCUCUGAGGACUUCAUGGCUAAUUUUGGAUUUGGAGGUGUUAAUGCCUUUACUCCUCUUUCUAAGCUAGAGGAAACCAUUGAAGAGGAAGGGGAAAGUGAAGGAGAAGAGGCGGAAAAUGAAUUCACUGGGGCCGCGGCCCUUGAGAGGAUCUCGGCUGUUUCAAAGCUAUCUAUGUCGCUUAAAAAUACAGACUUAAGUGAGAAGAGCCAUAAGUUCCCAAAAUUUUCUGGAGCAAAGCCCAAGUACGGUUAUCUUGCCGGUUCAUCAUCGGGCCAUAGGAGUGUAAACGAGCAGCUUCCUGUAAGUGUGAGCUUUGUGAAGCUAGCAGAUAUGAAUGAGGAAGAAUGGGCUAUGUUUUUAGAGAAGUUACAGGAGCUUCUGUACCCAGCAUUUGCUAAGCGUCAGUCUGUGACCCUUGGUCAGAAGCAAAGACAGAGGCUCGGGACUUCUUGCCAGUUUUGA